AUGAGUUCCUCCGACCACGAAAAGACAAAGUAUGACGACGUCGAGGCCACGCCGUGGCGCGUGUCCGACGUCGACUCGGGCGAGAUCGUCAAUGGCAACAUCGACGGCCUGCACAGGCGUCUCGCAAACCGCCAGAUCCAGCUGAUCGCGAUCGGAGGCUCCGUCGGCACGGCCCUCUUCGUCAGCAUCGGCUCCGGCCUCUACAAAGGCGGUCCCGGCUCCCUGUUCAUCGCGUACCUCCUCUACAGCUGCUCGCUCGGCCUGGUGAAUAACUGCAUGGCCGAGAUGGCCACCCUGCACCCCGUGUCCGGUGGUUUUAUCCGCAUGGCCGGCAAAUGGGUCGACGACGCCCUCGGCUUCACUAUCGGCUGGAACUUCUUCCUCUACGAGGCCCUGCUCAUCCCCUUCGAGAUCACGGCUCUGAAUCUGGUUCUGUCCUUUUGGCGAGAUGACAUUCCUGCCGCGGCCGUCAUCGCCGCUUGCAUUGUCCUCUAUGCUCUUAUCAAUGUCCUUGCAGUUGGAGGCUACGGAGAGGCCGAAUUCUGGCUCUCCGGCGGCAAGGUCAUCCUCAUCUUCAUGCUAUUCUCAUUCACGCUUGUGACAAUGUGUGGCGGUAAUCCGAAGCACGAUGCCUACGGCUUCCGCUACUGGGACGAUCCCGGGUCCUUCAAGGAGUGGCACACGACAGGCAACCUCGGUCGCUUCGAGGGCUUCCUUGCUGCUCUCUGGUCAGCCUCCUUUACGAUCGUCGGACCCGAGUAUAUUGCUAUGGUGGCCGCUGAGGCCAAGCGACCGCGGACGUACAUCAAGACUGCCUUCAGGACUGUGUACUGGCGUUUUGGUCUUUUCUUCAUCCUCGGCGCCCUGUGCGUUGGCAUCGUCAUUCCCUACAACGACCCGACCUUGACGGGCAUCGAAGAGGGCGAGAAGGCUGCUGCUGGCGCCGCUGCUUCUCCCUAUGUCAUUGCCAUGAACAACAUGGGCGUCACCGUCCUGCCCCACAUCACUAAUGCGCUGAUGGUCACGUCCAUCUUCUCCGCCGGCAACACAUACACGUACGCCGCCGUUCGCAACCUGUACGGCAUGUCCCUCGAGGGCCGCGCGCCUCGCUUCCUCCGCAAGAUGACAAACAAGGGUGUGCCCAUCUACUGCUUCAUCGUGGUGAUGUGCUUCCCGUUCCUGGCCUUCCUGCAGCUUUCGUCCGGCUCCAACGUCGUCCUGACCUGGCUCGUCAACCUGAUCACGGCCGGCGGCAUCAUCGACUACAUCGUGAUGACCAUCACAUACCUCUUCUUCUACCGCGCAUGCGUUACCCAGGGCGUUGACCGCAAGUCGUUCCCGUACUACGGCUACUUCCAGCCGUACGGCGCUUGGAUCGCCCUGAUCUUCGAGACCCUCGUGGUCAUUUUCUACGGCUACAGCAGCUUCACGCCCUGGGACGUGUCGACGUUCUUCACCUACUACACGAUGGUGAUCCUCGCGCCCAUUCUGUUCAUUGGCUGGAAGUUGGUUCACAGGACCAAGGUUGUCAGCCCCUACGAUGCGGAUCUCGUCUGGGAGAGGCCCAUCGUCGAUGCCUACGAGGCGAAGUUCAGGAACCCUCCGUUGGGCUUCUGGACAGAGAUGGGUCAACUCGUUGGCUACAAGAGGCAUCUCAAGGAUGAGUAA
Messenger RNA from Diaporthe amygdali, 1668 nucleotides. RefSeq lists its product as uncharacterized. Gene Ontology annotation, cellular component: membrane. Gene Ontology annotation, molecular function: amino acid transmembrane transporter activity. Gene Ontology annotation, biological process: amino acid transmembrane transport. The record is from RefSeq and is a predicted model, not a curated record. The coding region runs from base 1 to 1668 and encodes 555 amino acids. The transcript is spliced from 3 exons. Lineage: Eukaryota; Fungi; Ascomycota; Sordariomycetes; Diaporthales; Diaporthaceae.